Molecule: messenger RNA, 1431 nt
Organism: Ilex paraguariensis (yerba mate)
Lineage: Eukaryota; Viridiplantae; Streptophyta; Magnoliopsida; Aquifoliales; Aquifoliaceae
Source: the annotation of a GenBank genome assembly
AUGAAGAUUAUCAGCAUCGCAACCCAAAACCAAUUGGCUCUCAAAAUCGAAAUACAAGCAUCAAGUUACGAAUUCGCGAGAAGGGUCCUAUAUGUAAAUCCAGAAAGAAGACAGCCGCGGUUUUUCCUGUAUCCGAAGAAGAAGAAGAAGAUGGUGAUUAUACUAAGCAGUUUGGGAAGGAAGGAUGGCUUNAAAUCCAGAAAGAAGACAGCCGCGGUUUUUCCUGUAUCCGAAGAAGAAGAAGAAGAAGAUGGUGAUUAUACUAAGCAGUUUGGGAAGGAAGGAUGGCCUGAUGAUGAUAAGUGUAUGUGGUUAUCUUCAGGAAGUGCAUCUCCUUCGUCUUGCUUUGACAGUUACAAAUUAUCCUUUUUUUUGGACCUUUCGUUCGAUGAGUGGUUAGUUUCUUUCCUAUCGGAUCUCUUUUUGGGUAAGACGAUUUCUUUGUUUGAUGGAUCAAGAAUAAAUCCAAUAGAUGAGGCAUCUCUGGUUCUCGAGAAAACUUCUGUGGAUGAAGAGAGAAUUUUGGAGGAAGUUUUGAAGGAAGAAGAGGCAGUUACUUGGCUUGUUAGCUCCAUUGGGAAUGAAUUAAAGGGCUCUUCUGUUGUGUCUUCUUUCGGGCUGUCCAGGGAGGAUUCAUCGAGUUCUGAUAAUUCCUCGUCUGUGUACCUCGCCGAUAUUGAUUCCCCCCGGAUUUUGAAUAUAAACAGGACAGAUUUCUGGGCAUCUUUGGUGAAUUUUGAUGGAGAGGACACUCAAUCAGACUUGGAAUGUCAGAGCAAUAGGGGUUCUGAAGUCCAAUCUUGUUUUAAUUGUAGUGUUUUUUCUUCACUGAAUCAAAUAAAACAAGAAGAAUCACAGCUUGUUUCAUGUUCAGGUCCUGAUUAUAUAUCACAAACUGUGGAUUUGGAUAGUUUCAGCACUGAUGAACCACUUUUCUGGCCAUCGGAUAAGAAAUAUGAUUCGGGUGCGGAGGCUACAUGGGAGUUGUUUACAAUGUCACCUCGCAAGAGCAAAGUUGGAUCACCUGAGAAUACCUUCAUCAAUUCUAUUGAAUUAACACUCCAAAACAGGAAAUUGGAUUUAAANGUUUACAAUGUCACCUCGCAAGAGCAAAGAACAAAAUCCUCAAAAAUUCGAGAUAAACAAUCGGAAAGUUUCAAUAAGGAUGUUGGAAGGAUGAACAGGACACCUUCAAGAUUGAAGAAGUCCUCCAAACUGGCAAUGAAAAUUGUACCUCUGAAUAUGAAAGAUGAUACCACAGAACAAACAUAUGAGAAACUCGUUGAGUACGGCAAUUUGUUGGAGGAAGAUUUUGUUGCAAACGAGGAACUUCCAAUUGAGACAUUGUUAGGCCUUGAUGAAUUUGAUGGUCAUGAAGGGGUAGAGACAGAAUUUAACCAAGAUAAUUUCUCUCUAGAGGAUUCUUUUUGA